AUGGAGGAAUACAAAAAGUAUCUGGCUGACCAGAUCCUGAGUGAGGAGAAAAUUGUCACAUAUCGAAGCCUCAGCCGGGCACUCAAGGUUCAUGUUAACACAGCAAAAGGAAUGCUCUAUGACUUCCACCGGUCACAGAAUGGGAUGCGCCCUGGCACAAUGCAUGCAACCUACCUGAUCUAUGGAACCCAACCAGCACAACAAAAGGUCCAAGAUGAUGGCGAUGUUGAAAUGGCCAGCUCGCCCCCUAAUGUCGAAACUUCUGAAGAUGUUGUCACCCACUCCAUGUCUCUUGUCCCUGGCGACCUCCUGAAGGACACUCUGGCCACUUACGAAGAGGUGACCUCAUUCCAUAUCUACAGUUUGGCGAGGCAUCCUACCAGGGACUUGCAACUUUUAGCAGACGUUCAUCAGCAAAUCAAGGAGCAGUCGACGAAUGAGAGUGCACCCAUGGCAGAGACAUACGGUACCAUCACCAACCCCAAUGUCCGCAAACGCACCCGCCAAGGAAGAGGACCAGUACCUACACCUGCUGCUCCAGCACCGGCGGUCAAGCCUAUCAAGAAGGAGGCAGCACCUCCCGCCGUCAAGCCCGCAGCCCUUGACUCCAAGGCAGAGGUACCUGUCAAGCAAGAGACCAAGACGCAAACCACAGAGACACCCACGUCCACGGCGGCAACGAAGAAGGGAGCGGCGCCACCAGCGUUGAAGAAAAGUGGCUCGUCUGGCAUUUCGGGCAUGUUUGCCAAAGCCGCAGCCAAGGCUGCAAGCAAGCCGAAAGAGGUCCCGAAACCGGCACCCGUCGAGACGCCCGCACUAUCUGAUGAUGGCGAGGAUGACGAUGAAGACAUUCCCGCCGCAAAGGCCCCUGCCAAUUCUGGAAGAAAGUCACGAAAGGACCGCGAGGCUGAGCUGAAAAUGAUGAUGGAAGAGAGCGAGGAAGAGGAAGAGCCCGAAGAGAAGGAGGAGGACGAGCCGAUGGAUGAGCCAUUGGAGGAGGCUCCCGAGCCAGAAGCGAAACCUGAACCAGCGGAAGUCGUUUCUAGCACAGGCGACGGUCGUCGGCGUGGCAAGCGGAGAGUCAUGAAGAAGAAGCAGAUCAUGGACGAUCAGGGCUACCUUGUCACUAUCCAGGAACCUGCUUGGGAAGAGUUCUCAGAAGACGAGGCACCCCCGCCGCCCGCAAAGUUGGCCAAGACUUCAUCUGCGCCAAGUUCUGGAAGCCAAGCUGCGAAGCCGAAGAAGCCUGCUCCAAAGGGACAGGGCAACAUCAUCACUGGCGUGACUAGGAGAAACAGCGCCGGCCCGGGAGCGGCACGGACGCCGGAGGUCGCCCCGCGUCACCCCGCAGUGGGCCUGAGUCGUCAAGAUGCGACGCUAAAAUACGCAACCCCGGUCAGAGCUCCUGCAAGGGACCACAGUGACGCUGCGGCAUCCCCCAAAAAACGCAGCGGACACCUGGCUGGCAGGGAGCUCCUCGUCCUAUUUUCCGCGGUUUCCUCAGCAAUUGAUACCCAUGCGGACAUAGACUCAAAUUUUGUUCUCUUUUCCCUCCCGUGCCUCUUCCUGCCAGGCCACAUUGCUUUCGCAGCCAUGCCCUUACGCACAGUAUUUGACCUGCUGCUACCCCUGGGUCUGCUGGUCGGCCAGACCUACGCGGCGCAAGAACCUCUGACUGGCGAGGAUCGCGAAGCAUGUCCCAACUAUGCGCAGUAUUCCACAUAUCCCCAUAAACCCCUGAGCGAAGGCCCCCUUGGCCUGCCCUACCAACGACCCGAUCCACGAUGCCGUACUUUCCACUCCGAUGCCAUUGAGCAGGUCAUCAAGGAUGUCACAUCCAGAAUGAAGGACCCCGACCUGGCCAGACUAUUCGAGAACGCGUUCCCUUCCACGACAGACACCACUGUCAAGUUCCAUACCGAUGGGACUGAUACCAGAUUCGUCGAUCUCAAGGGCCGCAGCCUGCGCGACGAGGGCAAAUGGGAGGGGCCGCAGUCCUUCAUCAUUACGGGCGACAUCAUUGCCGAGUGGCUGCGCGACAGCACCAACCAGCUCUCACCCUACCAGGCGCUGGCCAAGAAAGAUCCCGCCAUCUUCAAGCUGAUCCUGGGCGCCAUCAACACGCAGGCCGAGUACGUCAUCGAGUCGCCGUACUGCAACGCCUUCCAGCCCCCUCCGAUCGCGAACCUGCAGCCGAGCCACAACGGACAGGACGACACGGUACACCCCAUCUACGAGCCCUCGUUUGUGUUCGAGUGCAAGUACGAGCUGGAUUCGCUGGCGCAUUUCCUCGCGCUGGGCAACGACUUUUACGAGCACACCGAUUCCAAGGACUUCAUGACGGGCAGGUGGUUCAUGGCUCUCGAGACGGUGCUCAACGUACUCGAGGAGCAGUCCCGCUCCACGUUCGGCCCGGAGACGGGCCGCUUCCAGAAGAACGAGUACACCUUCCAGCGCAAGACGGACGCGGGCACCGAGACGCUGAACCUCAAGGGCGUCGGUAACCCGCUGAACAACGGCACGGGUCUCGUGAGGUCUGCUUUCCGGCCCAGCGAUGACGCCACGAUCCUCGGCUUUUUUAUUCCGGCGAACGCCAUGAUGGCCGUGGAGCUGAAGCGCACGUCCGUAUUCCUCAAGGCGGCCGGCAAGGACGUCCUCGCGCAGACGGUGGACAAGUGGAGCCAGACAAUUGCUGACGGCGUGUGGAAUAAUGGUGUGGUCAAGCACGCCAAGUACGGAGACGUCUUUGCGUACGAGGUUGACGGGUACGGUUCCUCUAUUCUCAUGGAUGAUGCGAAUUACCCGUCGCUGCUGGCGCUUCCUCUCAUGGGAUUCUUGCCUGCGGAUGAUCAGACGUACAAGAACACCAGGAAGAUGCUUUUGGAGAAGACUGGCAACCCUUACUACCUCGAGGGUGCUGCGUUCCACGGAAUCGGAGGACCCCACAUUGGGCUCUCCAACGCCUGGCCGAUGAGUCUUUUGAUCCAGGCGCAGACAUCCGAGAAUGACCAGGAAAUCACCGAGUGCCUUGACUUUGUCCUAAACUCUGCCAAGCUCGGUUUGGUUCACGAGAGUGUUGAUGUCGGCCGCAUUUCUGCUUAUACUCGAAGCUGGUUCGCAUGGGCCAACGGCGUCUUUGCCGAGACGAUUCUCGACCUGGCUAAGAGGAAGCCUCACUUGAUCUUUACUGACGCGAAGCCGUAUACCAUCUAA
This is a messenger RNA of Colletotrichum lupini, 3213 nucleotides long. RefSeq lists its product as uncharacterized. The transcript has 12 exons. Gene Ontology annotation, cellular component: nucleus; delta DNA polymerase complex. NCBI's taxonomy places the organism in Eukaryota, Fungi, Ascomycota, Sordariomycetes, Glomerellales, Glomerellaceae. The record is from RefSeq and is a predicted model, not a curated record. Bases 1 to 3213 code for a protein of 1070 amino acids. Gene Ontology annotation, biological process: DNA replication; carbohydrate metabolic process.